This is a messenger RNA of Galleria mellonella (greater wax moth), 3154 nucleotides long. RefSeq names its product general transcription and DNA repair factor IIH helicase subunit XPD (gene Xpd). Lineage: Eukaryota; Metazoa; Arthropoda; Insecta; Lepidoptera; Pyralidae. The coding region runs from base 123 to 2405 and encodes 760 amino acids. The record is from RefSeq and is a predicted model, not a curated record. Gene Ontology annotation, cellular component: nucleus. The transcript has 19 exons. Gene Ontology annotation, molecular function: hydrolase activity, acting on acid anhydrides, in phosphorus-containing anhydrides; DNA helicase activity; ATP binding. Gene Ontology annotation, biological process: transcription by RNA polymerase II; nucleotide-excision repair; positive regulation of mitotic recombination.
GCAACUGCCAAUGUCAAUAUAAUGUUACAUUAUUUUAUUGUUUGUGUUUGUAUGUUGAAAUCCGUUUCACAGACUUCUUAAAAAUAAAAAUUGUUAUCUUUUAAUUAUUUACAAAUUUAAACAUGAAGUUAACCGUUGAUGGUCUUUUGGUUUAUUUUCCUUACGAUUACAUUUAUCCUGAGCAGUAUGCUUACAUGUUGGAAUUAAAACGUGCACUGGAUGCAAAGGGCCAUGGUUUACUGGAAAUGCCUUCAGGUACAGGGAAAACUAUAUCACUGCUCUCGCUAAUUGUAGCCUAUAUGAUACAAAAUCCUCAUCAUGUCAGAAAACUAGUGUACUGUUCUCGUACACUUCCAGAAAUAGAAAAAGUAUUGGAAGAAUUGAAGAAUUUGAUGAAAUAUUAUGAAAAGAGCCAGGGUGAGAUUCCUAGUCUUACAGGUGUAGUGCUCAGUUCUAGAAAGAACUUAUGCAUUCAUCCUGAGGUAUCAAGAGAAAGGGAGGGCAAGCUAGUAGAUGGCAAAUGCCAUUCACUGACAGCGAGCUACAUACGAGACAGGAAUGCGCGGGACUCCAGCGUGCCUGUUUGUCAAUUUUAUGAGGGAUUCAACCGUGAGGGCAAAGAGUCGAUGUUACCUUACGGCGUGUACACCAUAGACGACCUCAAGCAGUACGGUGCUGAUAGAAACUGGUGCCCAUACUUCUUAGCACGGUUUGCUAUAAUCCACGCAGAUAUAAUAGUAUACUCGUACCACUACCUACUGGAUCCGAAGAUUGCCGAAGUAGUGUCUAAAGAACUAAACCGGGAGGCGGUGGUGGUAUUUGAUGAAGCCCACAACAUAGACAAUGUGUGCAUAGACUCGCUCAGUGUCAAAAUCACACGACGGACCAUCGACAAAAGUACGAGUGCUCUGCAACAGCUGGAGAAAACUGUCGCGCAGAUCCGCGAGGAGGACGCGGCGCGGCUGACGCUGGAGUACGAGCAGCUGGUGGAGGGGCUGCGGGACGCGGCGCUGGCGCGGGACGCGGACGCCUUCCUCGCCAACCCCGUGCUGCCCGACGAGGUCCUGCACGAGGUGGUACCGGGCAAUAUAAGGAACGCAGAGCACUUCUUGUCUUUCCUGAGGCGGUUCAUAGAGUACCUGAAGACUAGGCUGAGGAUACAGCACGUAGUGCAGGAGUCUCCGGCUGGUUUCCUAAAAGACGUAGCGUCCCGCGUGUGCAUCGAACGCAAACCGCUGCGAUUCUGCGCGUCGCGGCUCACGUCCCUCAUGCGGACGCUGGAGAUCCCGGACCCGUCCAACUUCUCCUCGCUCACGCUGGUGGCGCACCUCGCCACCCUCGUCUCCACCUACACCAAGGGCUUCACCAUCAUCAUAGAGCCGUUCGAUGACAAAACGCCCACCGUCUCCAAUCCGAUACUACAUUUCUCGUGCAUGGACUCGUCAAUAGCAAUGCGGCCGGUGUUCGCCAGGUUCCAAACGGUCAUCAUAACAUCAGGAACCCUGUCCCCACUGGACAUGUACCCCAAAAUCCUGGACUUCAACCCGGUGAUCAUGAGCUCGUUCACCAUGACCCUCGCGCGGCCCUGCAUACUACCCAUGAUAGUAUCAAAAGGAAGCGACCAAGUGGCUAUAUCGUCGAAAUACGAGACGAGAGAGGACGUGGCCGUCAUAAGAAAUUAUGGACAGCUGCUCGUUGAGAUAUCGUCGUGCGUGCCCGAUGGUGUGGUGUGCUUCUUCACGUCGUAUCUCUACCUGGAGAGCGUCGUAGGCGCCUGGUACGACCAAGGUGUGGUGGCGAGUCUACAGCGGCACAAGCUGCUUUUCAUUGAGACUCAAGACUCGGCGGAGACUAGCUUCGCGCUCAUUAAUUACAUUAAGGCGUGCGAGAGCGGUCGCGGCGCGGUGCUGCUGUCGGUGGCGCGCGGCAAGGUGUCGGAGGGCGUGGACUUCGAGCAGCACCUCGGCCGCGCCGUGCUCAUGUUCGGCAUCCCCUACGUCUUCACGCAGAGCCGCAUCCUCAAGGCGCGCCUGCACUACCUGCGCGACCAGUUCCAGAUCCGCGAAAACGACUUCUUGACGUUCGACGCUAUGCGCCACGCGGCCCAGUGUGUCGGCAGAGCUUUGCGCGGUAAGACCGACUACGGCAUAAUGAUAUUCGCGGACAAGCGGUUCAGCCGCGCGGACAAGCGCACCAAGCUGCCGCGCUGGAUACAGGAGCACCUCAAGGACUCGCUGUGCAACCUCAGCACCGAGGAGGCUGUACAGAUAUGCAAACGGUGGCUGCGUCAGAUGGCGCAACCGUUCACGCGGGAGGACCAGCUGGGUGUUUCCCUGCUAACUCUCCAGCAACUGCAGUCCCAGGAGCAACAGGACAAAAUCGAGAAGCAGGUCAUACAGAAAUGAGGAACGGAAAUAAAAUUUAGAGGAUCUCUUAUGGAGUUGAGACAGUGGAAGAAUAGGCAGUCUGGCCUUUAAAAGGAUCUGUAUACGACAUCGAACACUAAUAACUACAUUUACAGUCAUAAACAAUGGUGUCCCAAAGUUGACCAGGGUGUAACAAGGACACAUUACGACAGUAAUGCUAAAAAAAUGCUGUAAGAUUUAGUGAAGACGUUUUUGAACGCUGAUUGUGAAUUUUGUAUUAGUAUUAAAAAUUAUUUGCAUGGUUUUAACAUGGAUUUUUUUUUAUUACAAUACAAUGCAAAUUGAAUUUUUGAAUGACUAUCCCUUGUUAAAACAACGUUAAAACUCGAUGCGAUUGAAUACAAUUUGGCUGACCUUGAUUGGUCGACCUCAGUUAGCUGACCUUGAUUGGACGACCUUGCAUAUUGCAUAUGCUCGUGUUUAAUAAAUAUUGUAUUAAACAAGGAAUGCUGUGCAUUCGCUUGUAACUGAAGCGUACCUUUUUAUAAUGUCAUUAGUUGCUUGUAUUAUUGGUAAACAAUAGGUUAAUAGAACGGUUUUAUAAAAUUGUUUAUUAGCUAACUUAUGGCUUUGCGGCGCGUUUAUUAAAAAAUAACCAAGAAUGUGGUCUAGGUAUAUAUGUACAAUAAUAAAUUUAAUUCAUGUUUUAGCAUGAUUGAAUUGCCAGUAAUACAAGUACCAACAAGAUUAUAUUGAUCAUUGUUGUUCUAUUAAAAAUUUUUCUAUGA